Messenger RNA from Melampsora larici-populina 98AG31, 597 nucleotides. RefSeq lists its product as uncharacterized. The transcript is spliced from 2 exons. Lineage: Eukaryota; Fungi; Basidiomycota; Pucciniomycetes; Pucciniales; Melampsoraceae. The coding region runs from base 1 to 597 and encodes 198 amino acids. The record is from RefSeq and is a predicted model, not a curated record.
AUGGAGUCAACUCACAAAGAAAAACUCGUGGCAGCUAAGAAUAAAUUGCAUCAGAUGCAUCUAGAAGCUGAGGAAAAGAAGAGGAUGCAGGCGGAAAAAGAAAGAAUACAAGCUGAGGAUAGGGCGAAACGAGCAGGCUCCCGCGCUCCACAUCCCUUCCAAUUCCCGGGAAGCACGUCAACUAAUCAGCUACCCGAUGGCACGUCAACUGGUGGAACCACCAACGCGGAUAACGACGGUGACCCCAUCGAGCAGCCGGGCACGGGAGAAGGAUCGGGGAUCGCCAAUGGUGAAGAAGGGGACAACGAGUCCUCGGAGGUGGAAGACGUCUCUGGAGAUUUCAAGUCAGCCUUAAAGAAAAGGAAGAAGAGAGUGUUGCAAGAUGGCUCACCGGUUUCUCAACAGUCGUGGAGGCCAUCAAUCUCCAUGUACACCGGCCCCUUGGUUUUCCUUUCUCCCUCGUUCAAGGGCUCCUGCAGGGUUUCUUCAUUUGCCCGAGCAAAGUUCUCAACCCAGACAAUUACGAUGCUAAGAAGAUUCCCAAACCAACAGAUGUGUUCAAAUUGUCCUACUUCACGCACAUCUACAAAAUGGUGA